Messenger RNA from Octopus sinensis (East Asian common octopus), 1067 nucleotides. RefSeq names its product vacuolar protein sorting-associated protein 37B. The coding region runs from base 181 to 993 and encodes 270 amino acids. The transcript has 5 exons. The record is from RefSeq and is a predicted model, not a curated record. Gene Ontology annotation, cellular component: ESCRT I complex. Gene Ontology annotation, biological process: ubiquitin-dependent protein catabolic process via the multivesicular body sorting pathway; protein targeting to vacuole; protein targeting to membrane. NCBI's taxonomy places the organism in Eukaryota, Metazoa, Mollusca, Cephalopoda, Octopoda, Octopodidae.
CAUUAGUUGAGAGAAAUAUCUAUAUUGACUUUUCGCAGCUGAUGACGUCUACAAAUCUCGCGUGAUUCGACGUGAAUCAACGAGAUUGUUUUCGGUUAUUUCUGUCUGGGAGUUUGUUUAGGAUUUCUCACUUUGUCCGCUUUAUCGAAAGCUUCUGUUAAUAUUUAUUCCUACGUCUAAAUGAAUUAUACAAAUUAUAGCCAGCCCGGUUACGGGACAUUGGCUGAUGUGCAGCCACACAUAGGAUCGCGGACUGGUUCAAUAGAGGCCUACAAUUCUUCGACCAUCACAUCAAACCAUGCACUGCGUCUAGUGCCCGAUGAAAGCGAGGCGUUUGCUGUUAUCCACUCGAUGGAAAACGAUGACCUGAAUGUUAUGCUGAGAGACAGUGCCAAAGUGGAUGAGCUUAUCGAGAGUCUUUCACAGGUGAAGAACAUUCAGCAAGAGCGAGAUGUGAUGUUAGCCAGCAACAAAAGCUUGGCUGAAUACAACUUGGGGAUAAGACCAAAGUUUGAAGACCUAAAGCAGCAGAUUGCAGCCAAAUAUGCUGAGGUUUCUGAGUUGAAAACAACCCUCGCAGAAGAAAUAGGCAGUCUAGAUGUCGUAGCCAAUAAGCAGUCUUUGGAAACCAUCUUGGCACUCUUACAGGCCGAUGCAGCAACAUCCGAUGAGAAUUCGGAAAAACUUGCUCAGGAUUUCCUCGAUAAGAAACUUGAAGCUGAAACUUUCGUGGAAGAUUACAUCAUGCAGCGCAAAGAGGCCCACUUGAAGAAAGUGAAAGUUGAGAAGAUGACGGAUUUACUGCAGAGUCGCAGCCUCUCCAGGCGAAUGCAGUCUGCUCACCAUGCUUCCACGCCUUCCCUCUGUAACCAUUCUUAUUACGACCGAAAUGAAGCCAACAUCAUACCCACUAGCGCCAGCACUCAGUACAACGUGGGAUCUACACCGUCAAGGCCCUACAUGAACAUGCCAGACCCGUCUAGUUAUUUCUAAAAAAAGAAAAAAAAAACGAAAACGAAACAAUAUUAAAAAAAAAACAAAUGCAAGAUGUAUAAAAAAAAAAACAA